CUCUUGAACACACAAACUUCACUUCUUUUCUUCAUUCUUAAUUUUUCUUCAACUCUUAAGGUAGAAGAAGGAUUCAUGGGAUUAGCGGAAUUAUCAAUGAAUGAAAACGGAUAUCGUUCAUGGCUGAAGAAACAUCCAUCUGCAUUGGAGACAUUUGAUGAGAUGAUUGUGAAUGCCAAAGGGAAAAAGAUUGUAGUGUUCUUGGACUAUGAUGGAACUCUCUCCAAUAUUGUACCAAAUCCGGAUGAAGCUUUUAUGUCCGACCAGAUGAGAAAGGUAGUAGGUGAAGUUGCACGUUGUUUUCCAACUGCCAUCAUCAGUGGAAGAAGUCGCGAUAAGGUGUAUGAAUUUGUGCAAUUAGAUGAUCUCUAUUAUGCUGGCAGCCAUGGUCUCGACAUCGCAGCCCCUUUUCAGUGCAUUUAUGAGCUUGGACACCACCAAUUUGUUGAUAAAAAUGGUGAUGAAGUUGCACUUUUCCAACCAGCACAGAAAUACUUGCCUUCUAUUUUCAAGAUACUCGAUGUAUUGAAAGAGGAAACCCGCAAUAUAAAAGGCGUCAUGCUUGAAAAUAAUAAAUUUUGUGUUUCUGUACAUUUUAGACAUGUUUCUGAUAAGGAUUUUUUGUUGCUAGACGAACUUGUCAAAUCUGUGGUAGACGAUUUUGAAGAGUUUAGACUAUCAAAGGGCAAAAAGGUUUUUGAGAUCAGACCUGAUAUCGAGUGGGAUAAAGGACAUGCUUUGGAAUAUUUACUCGAGACACUUGGAUAUGGAAGUUCAAACGAUGUGCUUCCUAUUUAUAUCGGUGAUGAUCGAACAGAUGAAGAUGCAUUUAAGGUUAUAAAGAACAGAGGUAACGGAUAUUCAAUUGUUGUAUCUUCAACCCCGAAGGAAACCAUGGCUGUAUACUCUCUUUGGAGUCCGUGUGAAGUCAAGAAAUUUCUAUCACGUCUAGUGAAUUGGAAGCAGAGCUCAUCGUAA
Molecule: messenger RNA, 978 nt
Organism: Cynara cardunculus var. scolymus (artichoke)
Lineage: Eukaryota; Viridiplantae; Streptophyta; Magnoliopsida; Asterales; Asteraceae
Product: probable trehalose-phosphate phosphatase D
Exons: 10
Coding region: 76-978 (300 amino acids)
Biological process (GO): trehalose biosynthetic process
Molecular function (GO): trehalose-phosphatase activity
Source: RefSeq, a predicted model, not a curated record